Molecule: messenger RNA, 1176 nt
Organism: Exophiala bonariae
Lineage: Eukaryota; Fungi; Ascomycota; Eurotiomycetes; Chaetothyriales; Herpotrichiellaceae
Exons: 2
Coding region: 1-1176 (391 amino acids)
Biological process (GO): regulation of transcription by RNA polymerase II
Molecular function (GO): RNA polymerase II cis-regulatory region sequence-specific DNA binding; DNA-binding transcription factor activity, RNA polymerase II-specific
Source: RefSeq, a predicted model, not a curated record
AUGAAGAACUUCAGUCAACGCCAUUCCCAUCUCUUACAUUCCACCUUAUCUCACUCAGAGUUUCAACACCCUAGUCCACUCCCCAGCUUCAAACCACUCUUCAAGUUGGAGGAAAAUCAGGGUACCAGCAGCUUCGAUCAAACUGACGUGGACAACGAUUAUUUACAUAACCCGGCAACACAACUCCAAUUGGCAGACCUUGAGCUUGGCCUAUCCUGGCCGGCAGGGACCGGUGGUUAUCCUCAAAUGCUUCAAUACAGCCAUCUCCGAUUACCAAUCCCAAAUGUCAGGACUGGAGUCGCUUUCGUGCAACAACUUGGAAACCCCAUCUCACCACUCCAGCCAGCCUACCACUUCUUUGACGAUGCUAUCCUCCGGACUCCGUGGUCUUCUCCUGAAUUUUCGUCAUGCAGACCGGUGCCAACGGGUGAUGAUGAAGAGGACAUGAUCGACGACAAACCAUAUGCCAGGCUGAUAUAUGACGCUUUGAUGCAGGCUCCUGACCAUCGAAUGAUGUUGAGGGAUAUAUAUGAAUGGUUUCGCAAGAACACCACAAAGGCUCAAGACAACGCCACCAAUGGAUGGCAGAAUAGCAUUAGGCACAACUUGUCCAUGAACAAGGCUUUUGAGAAUGACAGAGAGCAGGGGCGUGGUAGUGCAAGAAAAGCCAACAGUGUCUGGGCUCUGACUGGAGAUGCAAUUCUACAUGGAGUACAGUCGACUACCAGGUACCGGAAGUCAGGUGGUGGCAGGCGGACACUGAUCAGCCGCACACCUGCACUACAAAGACAAAAAUCUGGAGCAAGAGGUGGCCGAGCUGCUCGUCGAUCUGCGCGAUACAGGCACCAAGAUCAAGUUUAUUUGGACCAUCCGACGCCUUCUUCGUGCAGCCCUGAUACUCCGUCAUAUUCUGAUGUCAGUGACUCCGGCUUCGAUAAUCCUGACUUCCAUCCUGGUUUCAGAAGUUGCCCUCUGACUCCGUUGGAAGGACAAUCUCAGCUUACGGGCGAUACCAUACAGCAGGUCUUCAUGUCACCAUGGGAUCCUUCAGCCUUUGAUUCGCAUCGCUCUGGAUAUGAUCUUGAGAGCACUUCACAAGUGCGGGACCUACUUCUGCAGCCAAGUGACAACCAGUACAUGGGCUGCAUAGGAGACCUGCAUACCAGUGCGAUUUGA